Messenger RNA from Ananas comosus (pineapple), 2100 nucleotides. RefSeq lists its product as uncharacterized. The transcript has 6 exons. Lineage: Eukaryota; Viridiplantae; Streptophyta; Magnoliopsida; Poales; Bromeliaceae. The record is from RefSeq and is a predicted model, not a curated record. The coding region runs from base 320 to 1690 and encodes 456 amino acids.
AGGUGAGGAAAGUGGAGGAAAGGUGCGUGGGUGAGGGCGAGGGUGACAGAGACGAGACGGACCCCCUCCGUCUUCGCCUCCGCUUCGGUCACCUUCUUCGGAGAGAAAGAAGAAAAAGAACUAGAGAAAAAAACUAGUAAAUUGAACUUGAUUGAAAUGUAGAAGUGGUAUUUUCUGUUUUCUUGCCUCCUAGAAAAUUAGCGGCAGAUGUAUCGGUAGCAGCUGCCAUAACACAACUGACCUCCCUUUUUGUUUAAAAUAUAUACUUUCCACCCGUCUGGGUCUCUGCACCUCCUCUCUCACUCUCUCUCUGUCUCACAUGGCCUCCUCCCACUCCUUCCUCUUCUCCCGUCCCUCCCCGGCCCGACCGGCCAUCGGUCCGGUUCAUUCCCCGCCCUCUCCGCCCCCCUUCCUGAACCGGUCCGCGUCCUCGUCCUCCCAUUCCCUCUCCACGUCCCUCCGCACAUCCCACUCCUCAUUCCCCUCCUCCCCUUCCAAGAAGCAUCUCCGCCGCCCCGUGAUCGCCUCCGCCGCCUUCCGCCUCCCCACCACCGCCCCUCUCAUCUCCCCCACCGACUCCUGGGGCACCUGGACCGCCCUCUUCUCCGCCGCGGCCUUCGGCAUCUGGUCGGAGAGGAAGACCCGGUGGGGCAGCGCACUGAGCGGCGCCCUCGUGAGCACGCUGGUCGGCCUGGCUGCCAGCAGCGCCGGGAUCGUCGCGUCGGACGCGCCGGCGUAUAGAGUAGUGCUGGAGUAUCUGCUGCCGUUGGCCGUCCCCUUGCUACUCUUUAAUGCCGACCUCCGCCGCGUCAUCAGGUCCACCGGCACCCUGCUCUUGGCCUUCUUACUUGGAUCUGUUGCAACGACAAUUGGCACAGUGGUAGCAUAUUUACUGGUUCCUAUGCGAUCACUUGGGCAAGAUAGUUGGAAGAUUGCUGCAGCACUCAUGAGUAGGCAUAUCGGUGGAGCUGUUAAUUAUGUUGCUGUCUCGGAGGCUCUUGGUGUUUCCCCUUCAGUAUUAGCAGCAGGGUUGGCUGCAGACAAUGUCAUAUGUGCAGUAUAUUUCACGUCUCUUUUUGCACUAGCUUCUAGGAUACCUCCAGAAGCUUCUACAUCUUCCAAUGGAGAUGAUGAAGUGAACAACGAAUCUGGAGGAAACAAGCUAUCUGUUCUACAAAGUGCCACAGCAUUAGCUAUAUCUUUUGCUAUAUGCAAAGCAGCGACGCAUAUUACUAGUCAAUUUGGAAUGCAAGGAGGGAAACUUCCCUGCAUAACAGCUAUUGUGGUGGCUUUGGCAACCAUAUUUCCAUCACAGUUUGGAAGCUUUGCUCCGGCUGGUGAGGCUAUGGCAUUAAUUCUAAUGCAGGUUUUCUUUGCGGUGGUGGGAGCAAAUGGUAGUAUUUCCAAUGUUAUCAACACAACACCCGGCAUAUUUGCGUUCGCAUUUGUACAGAUUGCAGUGCACCUCGCGGUGAUUCUUGGAGUUGGAAAGCUGCUAGGGUUUGAGCAGAGACUGCUGCUCAUGGCAUCGAAUGCCAAUGUGGGUGGGCCCACCACUGCUUGCGGGAUGGCGACUGCCAAAGGUUGGAGCUCUCUCAUUGUUCCAGGAAUUCUCGCUGGCAUCUUCGGAAUAGCAAUUGCCACCUUUCUUGGCAUUGGCUUCGGAGUGUAUGUCCUGAAAUACAUGUAACAUCUUUGCUAGCUACUUGUAGUUCUUUUCAGCUCUUUUGCAUAUAAAUCUCCUGCAAAUAUGCAAAACUGCAUAAUUUCUUCCCAAAGUUGGUUCCUAUGUGCAUGCCCAUGAAACUGUAUUUAUGUGCAUGCCCAGGAAACUGUAUUUAUGUGCAUUGAUGCCUGGUGCUGCCAAUUUUAUAUUUGGAAAAAAGUGCUUUUACGUCGAUAUCUUAGGAGGCAUGCACACAGUUAAGUAAUGUUUUGGGGGACACGGACGCAAAUUUUAGCUUACAUGGUAUUUCUCAUAAUUCUGCAUAUCUGCAGAGGAUCUAUAUGUAGAAGAAAAACUUAUUCUUUCCUCUGGAAGAUCAUUCUGUACUAUAUUUUAUUUCGUAUUGUAGUUGUAUUCCCUGAAACUCCCUUUCA